ACCUACAACAAGACCUGAGGGGUAUACCUCACGCAAACAUAGACACUAUAUCAACACAUACAAUUUCUCGGUGUAGCACACUUGGAAAGACCACAUACGCGGCGGAGCAGCGGAUCAACCCCACAGCUACACGACAGAAAUCGACGCGGCAUGGCGGGAAACGUCGGGGACAAGGCAAUGCAAGGGGAGUGGGAAGAGAUUUUAGUUUGUGUAUUCGAAAUUAAGGAGUGCAUGAUAAUGGAAUUUGAAGGUGUUUCAUGCAAUAUUCUGGACGAAGAAGGGAAGCAACAAGCGGGCCCCUUCAAUGAAGAGAAUGGUUUGGUGAAACAGGAAGUUCGGUCAGGAGAUCAAUGCUUUGUACUGAAAGCACGCAUCAAGUUCGAGAGGUCGGUGUCACGAUAGGUUAUCCAUUCGGCUUGCUUUUCCAAAACAGAGUUCCUGGGCCAUUCGAUACGUGUGUUCAUAUUUAAGCCUCACGACGAGGAGCCCGUUGCCUUUGCCCUUGGGGCAGAAGAUGGAAAUGCAAUUUGUUAUUGCUAAACUUUGCAUCUCUAUUUCGUCCUUCCAUCUCUGGCUCGCCAUUACACCUGCAAGGAAAGGUUUCGGGAGGAAUUCACACACAAGAUGCCGAGGCAUGGAAGGCAAUUCAACAUACUGGUUAAGGUUUCCUUUACAUGUCAGCCAUGAAAUGUUUAAAUGUCAGGAUGGAAUUUAUACUUAAAAGAGGCGGAAUGUCUGGUUUAGUGUGAUUCAAGUAUUCUUGAUACACGCGUCGUCGUUGUGGCUCUUGACUGAUAGAAGGAUCUUGCACUGCUUGUUUUAGGUUAGAUAUCAAUAUCGCAUAUCCCCAACAAUGGUUACCUUUCAGGAAGAGUUCAUAUUU
Molecule: messenger RNA, 883 nt
Organism: Aspergillus ochraceoroseus IBT 24754
Lineage: Eukaryota; Fungi; Ascomycota; Eurotiomycetes; Eurotiales; Aspergillaceae
Exons: 2
Coding region: 151-402 (83 amino acids)
Source: RefSeq, a predicted model, not a curated record